AGCUAGCAAGCAAUUUUGAUCACCCCAACUUGCUUUUGGCAAGCAUUUUCAAAUUUGUUUCUUCAGUCUGAUUCUCAAAUAUAGAGGUCCCAACUUUUUCCUUUUGCAGUUUCCAUAAGUUAGGUGCUACGAAAAGGAAGACAAUACUUUAUUCUGUUGCUGGGACCAUUGGCUUUAGCUUAUUAACAAUACUCAAGACUAUUGUUUUCUUGUUUUUGCUCGAGAUUUGCGAGACCUUGUUUUAAUAUGGGUUGAAACCUGUGCAGAUUGUAGCAAUCAAUUUGGUCAACUUAAACUGAGAACUUCUAGGUAUGUGUUAGAUCUGAAAAGAGAUACUCGCUCCUCCCUUGUGAAUCUCUUUGCUUGGACACGGAAUUUAAGAAAAAAUAAAGUUUUUUUUGUAAUUUGUGGUCCUAAACAAAUCAAAUAGGAAUCAAGAGUAUUUGUGUGGUAAAAGUUUUUCGGUAAGAGUAGAAUUAAAAAUUUAAGUUAUAUUGUUUCCAAAUUUCGAAAGAGGUCAUUCUUUUUAUAAGGGACUAAAAAAUAAAUAGGUUCAACUGGAAGAGAGGGAGUAGUAUAAACUUAAUAAAGAAAUGAAUCUAUUUCCCAAAAUUUGAUCUACCCAUGGUUACUUUCUUCUUGCUUCCUACACCAAGAAUAUAUCUUUUACUAGUAUUCCAUCUUCAGAAAAGGAAUCGGGGUGAUUUAAAGACUCAAGAUUCUUGGUAUUAAACUGUCAAUGGCAAAAGAUCAAGCUUCCCUUUUCAGUUUUCGAUCUUGUUGCUGCAUUCUUGUUUUUCUCUGUGCCUUCUCGUCCAUUCCUCUCCUCUACUGGUCUUACUCCUUUGGCUAUGGCUAUUCCUAUAUCCAAAUGACAGUGAACAAUGAAAACAAACCAAUUAAUCUCCUUACAUUCUCAAAAGCUUGGAACCAUCUUGUCUUUUCAUCAAAACAACCUCAAAAAUUCCUUAAAAUUGCUCUGUUUGUCAAGAAGUGGCCAGAUGAACAACACGCCGGAGGACUUGAACGACACGCCUUAACGCUCCAUCUCGCCUUAGCCAAACGCGGACACGAGCUUCAUAUCUUCACAGCUUCAUCAUCCAACUCAUCUUUGCCUUUACAUACCCCAAUGAGGAAUCUCCGUUUUCACAUCUCGAGGCCUACUGCUGCCGGAUAUCUUGAUCAAGCUGUUAUUUGGAAGCAAUUUCAAGCAGAAAACGCGACAGAAAGGCCAUUUGAUGUGAUUCAUACAGAGAGUGUAGGCCUCAGGCAUACUAGAUCAAAUAACCUGAAUAAUCUUGCGGUUAGCUGGCAUGGAAUUGCUUAUGAAACUAUACAUUCUGAUAUCAUACAAGAACUUCUACGAAACACUAAAGAUCCAGAAUCAAAUACUUUGACUGAAAGAGUAAAGAAGGUUAUCGAAGAGGUAAAGUUUUUCCAAAGUUAUGCUCACCAUGUUGCCACGAGCGAUCAUGCAGGAGAUGUACUUAAAAGGAUCUAUAUGAUCCCAGAAGAACGCGUUCAUGUCAUUCUAAAUGGAGUCAAUGAGGAAAUAUUCAAGCCUGAUAUUUCAAAGGGCAAUGAGUUUAGGUUAAACCUAGGUAUUCCAAAAUCAAAGUCCCUAAUCUUGGGGUUAGCCGGGAGGUUGGUGAAAGAUAAGGGACAUCCUUUAAUGUUUGAAGCCUUAAAACAAAUUUUCGACGAAAACUCAACAUUCAGGGACAGUGUUAUUGUACUAGUUGCUGGAAAUGGUCCGUGGGGUGCUCGAUACAAAGACCUCGGGUUAAAUAAUGUGAUGGUUUUAGGACCACUAGAACAGGCUCAACUAGCAGGAUUCUAUAAUACAAUAGAUGUAUUCAUAAACCCGACAUUAAGAGCUCAAGGUUUGGAUCAUACUUUGUUGGAAGCAAUCCUAACUGGUAAGCCUUUGAUAGCGACGAAACUUGCCAGUAUUACGGGGUCUAUUAUUGUUAGUAACGAGAUGGGGUAUACAUAUGCACCUACAGUAGGGGAACUGAAGAAAGUUUUGUAUGAGGUUUUGGAGGAUGGAAGGGAAAUUCUGAAGCAGAAAGGGAGAUUUGCUAGGGAUAGAGGUUUGAAGUUGUUUACUGCUACAAAAAUGGCUGCAGCGUAUGAAAGGCUUUUUCUUUGUAUCUCAGGUUAUGUAAAGCAAGCAAAAAAGCAUGACAACUAUUGUAUUUACCAACCUCAGUUUAAUUGACAGAGGGUCCUAUAUAUAUAUAUAUAUAUAUAUAUAUUCUGUUUUAGUCUAUAUGAUGUGGUCUCGAAACUGUAGAAGGUAUUUUAUUGGAUGUUGACUA
Molecule: messenger RNA, 2321 nt
Organism: Nicotiana attenuata
Lineage: Eukaryota; Viridiplantae; Streptophyta; Magnoliopsida; Solanales; Solanaceae
Exons: 1
Coding region: 740-2221 (493 amino acids)
Molecular function (GO): glycosyltransferase activity
Source: RefSeq, a predicted model, not a curated record